This is a messenger RNA of [Candida] anglica, 2155 nucleotides long. The record is from the annotation of a GenBank genome assembly. NCBI's taxonomy places the organism in Eukaryota, Fungi, Ascomycota, Pichiomycetes, Serinales, Debaryomycetaceae.
UACUACUGGAUAAAGAUUUCUUUGAAUUAAAGAUGAGAAUCUCCGAUAAGUUGCAACAAGCACAUUCAUGUGCGAAUCCUCCACCAGCUACGUUCUCGUUUGAGUUCUUUGUUCCUAAAACGUCUCAAGGGGUUCAAAAUUUAUACGAUAGAAUGGACAGAAUGUACGAUUUGAAUCCUGUUUUCGUUGACAUCACUUGGAACGCUGGUGGUCGUUCUUCCACUUUGACCAACGAGAUGGUGUACACCGCACAAUCUGCUUUGGGGUUGGAAACAUGUAUGCACUUGACUUGCACAAAUAUGGCUGUUGAACUUAUUGACGAGGCCUUAGAUAAGGCGUACACUUCUGGAUGUGAAAACAUUUUGGCUCUUCGUGGGGAUCCACCUCUUGAUGGUAGUGAAUCAACGGGACAUUUCAAGUAUGCCAAGGAUUUGAUUGUGUACAUCAAAGAAAAAUAUGGAAAUCAUUUCAAUAUUGGAGUUGCUGCAUACCCUGAAGGUCACCCAGAAGAAAAUGAUGAUGAUAAUGUCAUCAAGUAUCUUAAGGAAAAAUGUGAUGCUGGGGCUGAUUUCAUCGUCACUCAAAUGUUCUAUGACGCUGAUAACUUUAUUUCUUGGUGUGCUCGUCUCCGUAAGGUUGGUAUUAACAUCCCAAUCAUUCCUGGUAUCAUGCCUAUCUCCACCUAUGCCGCGUUCAUCAGAAGAGCCAAGUGGUCCGAGAUCAAGAUCCCCCAACACUUCUUGGAUGCUUUGGAAUCUAUCAAGGAAGAUGAUUAUCUUGUUAGAGAACGUGGUACUGAGCUUGUCUCAGAAAUGUGUACCAAAUUGCUCAAUUCUGGCUAUGUGAACCAUCUCCAUUUUUACACCAUGAAUUUGGAAAGAGCUACCGUCAUGAUUUUGGAAAGACUCAAUUUGAUUGAAAUGGCCAAAACUCAUGAAGUUAUUGGAGGAUCUGUCUUACCAUGGAGAAAAUCUCUUCAUCCACAAAGAACCAAAGAAUCUAUUCGUCCAAUUUUCUGGCAAAAUAGAAAACAUUCCUAUGUUUCACGUACUUCCACUUGGGAUGAAUUCCCUAACGGUAGAUGGGGUGAUUCUCGUUCUCCAGCCUUUGGUGAUAUCGAUUUAUCUGCCACUGAUUUGUUGAGACAAUCUCCAAAGAGAGCCUAUGAUUUGUGGGGGUGUCCACAAUCCAUGGAAGAACUCGCCAACACCAUCAUUUCAUACCUUAAGGGUGAUUUGACAUCACUUCCAUGGUCAGAUGGUGCUAUUGGUGAGGAAUCCCAUGUCAUGGUUGACAACUUGAUCAAAUUGAACAAGGAUGGAUUCCUUACCAUGAACUCCCAACCUGCCUUGAACGCUGUUCGUUCUAACGAUAAGGUACAUGGUUGGGGUCCUAAGGUUGGAUAUGUCUAUCAAAAGCAAUACUUGGAAUUCUUCUGUCAUCAAGAUAUCAUUCCAAAAUUGUUGCAAAAAAUUGACGAAUUCAAUCACAAAACCAGCCAAGGUAACGAGGCUAACUCAAGUGUGUUGACCUACUACGCCGUCAAUAAGGAUGGCGAAUUGUCGACCAAUACUAAGGAGGACGACAUCAAUGCGGUCACUUGGGGUGUCUUCCCAGGUGAAGAAAUUCUUCAACCAACCAUUGUUGAAAAAACAUCAUUUUUGGCAUGGAAGGAUGAAGUCUACCGUUUGAUUUCCGAAUGGGGGAAAAUUGUUCAAAGUGACAUGGUGAAAUCGACCGGUGCACCUGAAGCUUCACUCUCUGGAUUUGCUGAUCUUAUGGGUAAAUUUGGAGAUGAAUACGUCUUGUGUAACUUGGUCAACAAUGAUUUCAUUGAUGGUAACGAGACUAUUUUCAAUCUUUUGGAUAGCUUGAGUAACUAAACAAGACAUUAUUUCAUUUUAUCAUAUCGCAGGACCUAGACACUCAACAUGUCUAUCCACGACUACUUUCAACAAUGUGGUCGAAAAAUGCGUAUCUAUUUUCACGAGGGUUUACGACAACUAAUUUUUGUUUUCGGACAAAACAUUUCAUUUCAACAAGUUUUUGGUUUUUAUUCUGGUUCCUUUGCACUGUAGCAUCCUCAACGGCAUUGUUAUAAAAGUUUUUUUCUAUAUGUAUAUAAUCAUUGAAUUAUUAAGAAAAUUAUAUUGUA